Blepharisma stoltei is the source of this 696-nucleotide messenger RNA. The record is from the annotation of a GenBank genome assembly. NCBI's taxonomy places the organism in Eukaryota, Ciliophora, Heterotrichea, Heterotrichida, Blepharismidae.
AUGAAACAGAUGAGCUAUAAAUUUUGAAGUGAAAUAUACAAAAGAUCAGUAAAAAAGAUAUGAAUUAUUUUAGAAAUUUUUGUUAAUAAGAAAAUGAGUAAUCCAUGGGCUGUAAAAGGAGGUUCAGCUACUUUAAAAGUGGUCGACACAGGAGGGAUGGGAGACUACUGCAAUUUUCUUGAUAAUUUAGAAAGCACAGAAGCAAGCCCAGAAAUUUCAGAUGAAUUAAUGGGAAAGCAGGCUCAUCUCUUAGAGGUAAUAGACGAGUGUGAAAAAUACGCAAUUCAGCUGAAAUGCGAGCGAGAUUUAGUGAAAUUUGGAGAGUUUUUAAACAAGCAGCAAGUUGACAUAAAAAUUGAGCUUUUAUCGAAAACUUCAAACUAUUUGAAAUUAAUUAAACAAAAUCGGAAAAAAUUGAUCCAACACAUCUGUGAGGAAAGCCAAGGGGAAUUAGUGGUCGAAGAAGACAUGCAAGACAGCUUUAUUAGAAUCAUUGAAAUUGCUCAGCACGACUCUCAUUAUUAUUCAUUAUUGAAAAAAUCAAAUGCUAUUCAUCCACAGACUUUGGAAAAUACUAAAAGCAGCUUAAAUGAGAUAAAGGAAAAAUUAGAUGAUUGUGGAAAUAGGUCAAAACGGCUUUUUAACCAAAUUACAGCGGCAGAAGAAAUCUUGUCUUCAAAAAAUAUUGCAUUGUAA